GGUCAGGACUCAUGACUCCUCCUCAAACAAUUACUCGGUGAAUCUCGGUCGAUUUCGACCCCCUACCCCCACAAUUUCAACGUCUCAAACCCCUCGAGAAAAGUAAAUAUAGUAAACAGUGUGGCUGAGGUGAUAUUGUUUAUUUUUUGUGACUGGUGUGUUCGUUGAUUGUCGUAUUUGUCGUGAUUUUUACCAAGGUGAUAUGCGGGUGGACAUCGAGAAGAUGGAGGUGACAGUGACAGUUAUUGUGAUGUUACUUUCUUUCGCCGGUGGUAGUAACAUUGGGAAUAUUUCAGCCCGGAGCAAAAACAGGGGAAAGGGAUCAAUGUGGUGGGGUAUUGCCAAAGCUGGGGAGCCAAACAACCUAUCCCCCCUUUCCCCUGGUGUUCCAUAUUUAGACUCCUCGGCGUAUUAUGGAACUCUUCGGCGUAAACAGAGGAGAUUAGCCAGAGAAAAUCCAGGACUUCUGGACGCCAUCGCCAAAGGUGCUAAGAUGGCUAUCCACGAAUGUCAGUUCCAGUUUAGGAAUCAACGGUGGAACUGUUCUACGAGGAAUUUUCUUCGGGGGAAGAAUUUGUUUGGAAAGAUCGUUGACAGAGGUUGCAGAGAAACAGCUUUUAUCUACGCUAUAACCUCAGCAGCCGUCACCCACGCUAUAGCCAGAGCCUGCAGCGAAGGCACCAUCGACACCUGCAACUGCGACACGCACUACAAAGGAAGACCUCAGGUUUUCGCUAAUGGCAACAAUGCCGCAGCCGUUACCAAUGUACGAGACUUCGAAUGGGGCGGCUGCUCUGACAAUAUAGGCUUCGGAUUUGAUGUCAGUCGGGAAUUUGUGGAUACGGGAGAACGCGGGAAGUCGCUGAGGGAGAAGAUUAAUCUGCACAAUAAUGAAGCUGGCCGAUGGCACGUCCAAUCUCAAAUGAGACAGGAAUGUAAGUGUCACGGAAUGUCAGGUUCAUGCACAGUCAAAACCUGCUGGAUGCGCCUUCCUCCGUUCAGAGUCAUCGGUGAUCUUCUUAAAGAUAGGUUCGACGGUGCGUCCCACAUCACCACCUCCAACGGUGGCAACGGCCGAAACAACAACAAAGGCCACAGCAACAGGCUGCCCAAACAUCCGAAGAUGAACGCCAUCAUGUCGAACAGCAUCCACUCCAAAAGAGAAAACAGAAGAAGGCUGCACAAAUACAACUUCCAGUUGAAACCGUUUAACCCAGAACACAAACCUCCAGGUACAAAAGAUCUGGUGUACUACGAAAUGUCUCCUGGUUUCUGCGAGAAGAAUCCCAAGUUAGGAAUCCAGGGGACUCAUGGGAGACUUUGUAAUGACACCUCCAUGGGCGUGGAAGGGUGUGAUAUCAUGUGUUGCGGCAGAGGAUACCGCACUCAAGAAAUAGUAGUUGUAGAAAGAUGUAACUGUACUUUUCACUGGUGUUGUGAGGUUAAGUGCGAUAUUUGCCGAACGCGGAAGACAAUUCAUACUUGUGUCUAAUGAACAUUGUUUCAAAUUUGAAAGUUAUUGCCAAAUUUUUACUACUGGAAGUAGGUAAAACAAAUAAUGAUGUAUAGCGUGUUCCUGCUACAAUAGAAUAUAAUUUUGCAAGGAAAAUAUCUGCUCAUAUGCAAGAUAUCUUUUUUCCAAUCACACUUCUAACUAAAGAUGUGUAUAAUUUAUUUAACCCUAUUCUUUAAGGCAAGGUAUCUCUGUAGGAAUCUAUGGAGGAGUAUCAUCGAGCCACAAGCUCUUAUACCUUGCCUUAUUGGUUCCUUAUUGGUCCCUUGCUGGGCAAUAUAAUUAUUUUUGUAAAACCUUACACUCUGAUAAUCUUUCUUGUUUUAUACAGGUGGCCACAUAUUUUUUGUAUUAAGCCAUUUUUACUCACCUUUCUAAAUUAAAAAUAUAUUAAUGCUUAUCUUCAAGUAUAGAAUUAUUUUGUUCUGAAUACGUUAUACGUAAUAUAUAGCGUUAAGAAAUUCUUGCAAAGAUAUUAAACUUAUCCAAAAAAAUUCCAGUUUUUUAAGCAUAAAUAUAAAUAUCUAGUAGAUACUAGAAGGAUUGUGAUCUGUGUAGUCGUAGUCUAUUAAAAUAGAUCAAUUUUUCUAUCUCUUUAUAUUGUAAGAAACUGUCGAAACGAAGAACACACUAUACAUCAGUUUUUAUCUUGAAACUUGUACAUAUUAUCAUAAUAUUUAUAUAAUAUCAAUUAAUUAUGUUGUACAUAUGUUUUUAACUUAAUAUACAGGGUGUUCCCGAAAAUAGUGCGUUCCUUAAAGGUAUAGGUAGAAGGCACUAUGUAGAUCAAAAAAGUCUUAUAACAUUUUUUUCUAAAUUCAACCUUUUGGCCAAAAAACCAAAAUACAUUUUGGUAUGCAAAUUGAAAUCUGACAACUAUGUAUACAAAAAUAUAAAGAUAUACAAUCAUAAUUCAAAAAUAGUUGCAGCAUGGGCCUUUAGUAUUUACAUUAAACCCUAUCUUCCUCCACAACAAACAAACAAAUUCUUGUUUUGUUUGAUUUUCAAAUAUGGGGUGGUAUAAUUAUUUUGCAGGUGUCUAUCUGUCUCACCUACAUUUCUAGUGUCAAUAACCUAAGUCACAAAGAGUUCUUGUACAGUGAUGCCAGAUUAUUUAAUUUUAUGAAAAUAAAAGUUCCCUUAUAUGAAGAACAAUGUAAUUUUUUUCUUGGAAACGGUUAACUUUAGAAAAAAAUGUUAUCGGACUUUUUUGUUCUACAUUUAGUGCAGUCACUGAAGGUGGAUAUGAGUUAUUACCUCCGAUUUCGUUGAACCUCCAUAGAUUUGCAUGGAAAUUGGUGAGUGGUUAGAGGAUAUCUCAAGGAACAAAGGUGACAUGGUGCCAACUUGCGCUUUUACCCUGGGAGUGGAUGCCACCCCUUCUCGGGGUUGAAAAUUAUUUUAUUGAAAAUAACCCCAUAAUUCGAUAGAGGGACAAAUUCUAAGCAAAAUUUGUUAUAUAAAAUUAUUAAAAUAAAUCAAAACUUUUUAAGUUAUUGAAGAUCAAAGAUUUUAAUUUUUCUUGAUAAAAAUGCAUGUUUUUAAAAUAUUUUUCAUCAAUAACUCAAAAACUAUAAGUUUUUGCAAAAAGUUAUUAUUGCCAAAAUUGAAGCUAAUAAAAAACGAAAUAAACCCUUUACUAGAAAAACAUAUUACUGUUAACUAAAAGUGAGGUAUAGGUAAUUUAAUAUAUAUUUUUUUCGGUGAGUAAAAAAAUCUAAGUAUUCAAGCUGAAAUAACGGGAAAAUGAUGCCUUGUGUAACAUAAACUUAUUAAACAUUUGUCAAAAAACUUAAAAAUAACAUGUUGAUAGCAUUAAAAUUUAUGCACCAAAAUUUUUCAAAAUUUAUCUUUUAAAAAUUUUUCCAAAAAAUGUUAUUGUUUUUUUAAUAACUCCGUUUUUUUACGAUAUCAGGUUUAUCUAAAAAACGUUUGAAAGUUAAUUCCAAGGACUAUUUAACUACGUUGAAUUUAAUCUUUUAGACCUCUUACUUUUUUAAAAAUAGAAGGUUAAAUGGACCCGGCGGUUGCAUGGUUUUCACAGCAAAAUUUAAGAUUUAAACGUUUCUAUCUCGGUUAUUUUUUACCCUAUGGAAAUAGUAAAACAGGUAAAAUAUUUGACAUAGAAAAACUAAAAUUAGGGUAAAUAUCAUUUUUUACGUAUAAUAAGUAUUUUUGGAGUUAUUAUCAAAAGAAUAUGAAAAUUACAACAAUUUUAAAAAUUAUGAUUUUUUAAAAUUAUAUCUUUUUUUUAAAAUAUGCAUUCUAAACCGGUCAAAUUUAUUAAAAUCAUUACUUAUCCUAAUAUAUCUACAGAAGUUGUUAUAAGGAUUACUAUAAAUUUUAAUUUUUGUGGAAAUGGCGUAUGUUUUAUUUUUCACUUUUCCAAAAAAAUUCGAAAGGGUUCUUUUCUUUUCAUCAUAACUUGCUUAAUUUUAACGCUAUUAACUUGUUCUGAAGCUCAUUUGAUAGAUAUUCUGAAGUGCGUUGACAAAUGAUUAGCAGGUGUAUUUUAUACAUUGCAUCGUUUUCCCGUUAUUUAAGCUUGAAUAUUUAGAUUUGAGUACUCGUCGAAGAAAAUACACAUUCAAUUGCCAAUAACUCACUUUGAACUAACAUUAGUUUAGUUCUUUAAGUGAGGAAUGUAUUCAGUUUUUUAUUGUCAUCAAUUUCAGUAAUAAUAACUAUUUUGUAAAAACUUAUAGUUUUUGAGUUAUACGUGAAAAACCGAUUUAAAACAUGCAUUUUUUUACAAAAAAAUAAAAUCUUUGGUGUUUAAUAACUCAAAAAGUGUUGAUUUAUAUUAAUAACUUUAUAUAAUAAAUUUUGCUUACAAUUUAUCCCUCUAUAGAUUUAUGGUAUUAUUUUUAAUAAAAUAAUUUUCACCCCCGAGAAGGGGUGGCAUCCACCCCCAGGGUAAAAGUGCAAGUUGGCAUCAUGUCACUAUUGUUCCUUGAGGUAUCCUCUAAUUACUCACCAAUUUUCAUGAAAAUCGAUAGAGGUUCAACGAAAUCGGAGGUGAAAACCUUCAGUGACUCCACUAAUUGUGUAUUAUAUCCAUACCUUAAAGGAACGCACUAUUUUCGGGGACAUUCUAUAUAUACAGGGAGUUCCAAUAUUUCCUUAAUUAGGUGCCAAUUGUGGACCCUAUGUUAUAGUUGUACCAGGUAUCUAAGACACUCAUUUAUAUUCAGCUCAGCAGGGUGUUAUUGUUCUAAGUGUGAAAUUACAUAAACAAGAAAUCAUUUCAUAAAACAGUUCGAUCCCUUGUUUAUGAGAUUCGACACCUCGAACAAUCAUACUCCGCUGGGCCGAUCUUAGGUAGCUGGCACGGGUAUACAACUUGUUUAUAACAUUGUCUUAUUUAUUUAUAAAAGGUGGACGUAGUCGUACUAAUAUUAAUUUGUGCCAAUCCGGUAGUGAACAAUAAUUUUUAUCAGUAUUAUUAUGUAAAAUAGAAAGACUGAUGCUUAGCGUUUAGACGAAUGUAUAUAGUGACUAAAAGUUUCUAGAAUUUUUUGUGUAAUCUUAAAUGUUUCCUUACAGCCUAAAUUAUUGUUAUUUUCAAUAUUUUUUGUCGAUAUCUAUUAAAUCUUUAAUUUAAUAUCUCUUUUCCUUAUUUUGCUAGCAGUUCAAGGGUAUACUAAAAAUGACUAAUAGUAUGAUCUAUGACUAUGACUAAUAGUAUCUAGAUUUAUUUUUGAAAUUACAAUUAGUGAACAUUCUGUAUUUAUUUAUACAUCUAUCCAUCUUGAUCUUUGACUAUUAAGUGUAUGAUGACAACCAUUUUAAAAUACAUGGAAGAUAAUAUUUUGUUUAAUGUAUCAAAUUAUAAUCUGUCCUUUGAUACACUGGGUGUCACAAAAAAGUGUUGACAAAAAGAAAGAAAACAGUUUGGCAGCUGGCAGUUUAAGGUUAGUAAAGAUGGUGCUUCAUGAUGGCCACAGUUUGGCGGCUUCUUUUAAAAACUUUCAGCUCUUGGUUCUUUAAAAUAAUAUUUUUCACUAGUCUGGUAUUGUGGUGGAAGUGUAUGUAAUGUAAAAUAAUGAGCACUAGACAUACAUAAUAUACCUAUUUCCAGAAUCGUCUUUUGUGAAACAUUUUCUACUUCUCGUCUAUGUAAAGGCUUCUUUCCCGGUUAUAAUUUUCCUAGUUGUAUAAACGGUAGUACUUUUGAGUAUUCUAACUUCACUGUUUAUGAGACCUGAUGUAUCUACAAGCUAAGGUGUAGGACAAGGUACAUAGGCACUAAAAGUACUUCAAACCUAUUUUUCGAAUGUUUAAAUUAUAACAUUACUAUAACUAAGUAUUUUCUAUGGGAAGUAAGCCACAAUUUUACUAAAAA
Molecule: messenger RNA, 5858 nt
Organism: Diabrotica virgifera virgifera (western corn rootworm)
Lineage: Eukaryota; Metazoa; Arthropoda; Insecta; Coleoptera; Chrysomelidae
Gene: wg
Product: protein Wnt-1
Exons: 4
Coding region: 203-1492 (429 amino acids)
Biological process (GO): cell fate commitment; multicellular organism development; canonical Wnt signaling pathway
Cellular component (GO): extracellular region
Molecular function (GO): frizzled binding; cytokine activity
Source: RefSeq, a predicted model, not a curated record